Glossina fuscipes is the source of this 10506-nucleotide messenger RNA. RefSeq names its product protein MLP1. The coding region runs from base 128 to 9451 and encodes 3107 amino acids. Gene Ontology annotation, biological process: signal transduction. Gene Ontology annotation, molecular function: molecular adaptor activity. The transcript is spliced from 14 exons. NCBI's taxonomy places the organism in Eukaryota, Metazoa, Arthropoda, Insecta, Diptera, Glossinidae. The record is from RefSeq and is a predicted model, not a curated record.
ACUUCGACGAUUUGUAAAUAAGUGUAAAACAUUAACUAAAACUGAAUUAUAUGACAAUUAAUUUUAUGAAAAUCUUUGCUACUUAUUAAGUAAUGAAGUCGAAUUCAUACAUGUUUUAAAAAACAGAAUGCAUAAGUUUCAUAUAACUACAUUUUUACAUCCUCCUGCACAAAAUCAAGAGCAACAUCGACAAUCGAGCAAAGCUCAAACGACAGCAGCCAGCGACUCCAAUAAUUCAAAUAAUUCUAACGAUCUACCAGAUAUUCCUGUUAAAAGGGCAUUAACAGCAACAUCAACUAUAAACAAUGUUGAAUUUAUACCUACUUUGGAGUUUGUGGUGUCAAAAUCUUACGAAUGUCCAGACUGCAAAUCAGAGGAACAAGGUUUAAUACAAUGCGGAGAAAAACAGUAUGACUGUUCGAGUAGUAGUUCAAGAUUAACGUAUACAAUAAGGAAAACUUCAAUAUCAUUGCCAAACGAGAGAUUAGAUCGACAAAAGCAAACACAACAAUACGUGCAAUCAGAUCAACCAACGCACCAGUGCCAUCGAGGUGCUUCAGUUUCAUUAGCAGACACUGAAGAAUUGCUGCGGCAAGACGUCAAACAAUUUAAUAGCCUAUCAGACGAUAUAACAUCGACAGCGACAUUCUCAACGUUUUUUGAUGAGCCAACAAGUUCAAUUUCCAUAGAAAUAAUGGAAGAUAAUUCGCAAAAGGUGAAUGAACAAAUAGCUGGCACCGUUAAGGCAGCAACAGCAAACACGAUAUCUAGCAGUGAAACUGAUCAACAUAGCAUUGAAGAAGAAAUAGAUGAAGUUUUCGAAGUUAGUGAAACCGGAGAUGCAACAGACUUAAUACCUGGUCUUAGCAAAAAUCUAGCAGUUAAACAAUUAUUUGGUUUGGAUUUGAGUCUCAGUGAAGGCAGUAAUGAAUUAGCUAAAAGCCAGAGCCCAAGCUUGAAAAAUUCCACAGAUGAUGAACAAUAUAAAAUCGAUGACGAUCAACUAGCGGGCGGUAAAUUAGCUCAACAUUUUCUUAUAAACGAAGAAGAGCAGUCUGCAAAGUCUUCACUGAAUUUAGAUAAUGUUAAAAUCAGCAGUUUGCCUAUGGAAAAAUGUGAGAAGAAAGAAAAGCAGCUGGAUGAUCAAGAGUUGAGUGUACAUAAUGAAAGUACCGCAGAUGACGUGUCUGAUUUAAUUGAGGAAGAUAAAAUAGACAACGAAUUAAUAUCAGGAGUAGAAGAUGAACCGAAAAAUAAACAACAUUUAGCAAAAGAUCUAAAUCAAAAAGCCUUGUCAGAAACUAGCUCGGUGCAUAGUGAGAAGGAUCACUCCAUGGAAGAAAUUGUAGCGACAAACCAUUCAAUUGAAUUGUCAUUCGAUGACAAAAACCUAAGCUCUUUAAAUGCCAGUUUUGACAUUAAUAAUGAAACCUUAGCCAAUCAAUUAUUAGCGGAUACGCCACAGAAAGCAAUAGAAAAAAACCUUUCAAGAAAAGUUGCUCAGGAAGAAACUUUCGAUGCAAAUAAAUGUCGAUCAUUUGAACAAAAUUCUUGCAAAGAUAGCAGUACGAGCGAUGAAUUGAAAUUGCUGUCGAUGGACUCUGCAAUGGUCUUAAACACAGAAAAGUUUUCCGACCCCGGCAGAAAGAAACAAAUGAAAGUUAUAAAAACUUAUAGUGCAUCGACUGCUCAGUCAUCAAAGUAUGAACCUGAUAGUACGAAAGAAAGUUUCAACAAAAAUAUAAAAUCAGUAUCGCAACUAGAAAUUGAUGGAGACUUUUUAACAAAACUUCAAACUAAUCAUCCAAAUCAAGUUAAGAAUUUGGAGGCAGGCGUAGCAACGAUAAAUCAAUUUCCCAUAUCCGCAAACGAAAGCGUUAGUAAAAAUCUCACAAAACCUGCUAAUAUAAAGCAAUUACCUAAAUUGGAAGCGGGUAAAGGGUUGACAUUAAUAUCUGCAAGCCUUCAGAGCGACCCAAGUAAAGUCAACUUGAAUAGCAUUCCUCUAGCGGGGAUGACAACCGAUUUAGAUAAUAAUCUAAAUGAGAAAUCUAAUCAACCAAAGGACGUGGUGUUAGAGCAAAGUUCAAAUGAAUCAUGCAAUACUGAUGUCUGCGAAGAAGAGGAUGAAGAAACUAGUUUAAAAUUAAUGAAGUUAAAAAUUUUGGCCAUGAAAACUCAGCUCCGUGAUAUUCCCCCACAAUUAUCUCCUUCCGAAGUAUUCUCAAAUUCUGCCGACUCAGCUAACCAAAUUAAAACUAUGGAACGCGUGUCGUUAGCAGAGUUUUCAAAAGAUGUUUUGGAGGAUAUUACGGAAGAAAGUGAACGAAAUUCUCUAUCGUUUAAUGAGGAACCCGCGUCCUGCGCUACUGUUACUAAUACUGUUACGCAGACAACAACAAAAACUAGCGAAAGUAAAAAUUUAUAUAGUAAUGAAGAAAAAGAGACUGCUGGUGCAAGUGUAACAAGUUUGAAUAUGCUUCAAAUGUUAGAACAGAAAGUGGAGGAAUUGCAGCAGGUGCUGGCGACAAAAGAUGUCUGCUUAGCCUCGGUGAAUAUGCAAUUAGACAACUUACAACGCCGCGAGUCUUUGGUCAAUCCAUCCUUAGAGCAAUUGCUUUCGGGGCGCGAUAGUAGUUCUUUGGUGACAAGUUCUACCGACUAUCGAACUUUUCACGAAGAUUUCAUUGGAGGAUCGACCAACGACAUAUACGUAGAAUUAUCAAAACGAGACGAGCUAAUAUCCAAACUUGCUGACUCUCUGCAACAAUCUUUGACGACGCGUGAAAACUUGCAGGCCGAGAGCGAAAAGCUUAAUGCGGAAGUGCAAAUAUUGAGAAAACAGUUAUCUGAAGCUAUGGAAUCUAUACGCAAAUCGUAUUGGCCCCGUGAUCAGGAGAGUAAUGGUGGUCAAAGAAUUUCGGAAAUUUCUAUGGAUUUAGUCAGCGAAUCAGAUGAUGAUCUUGAACGACAAUUUUUAACCGACAAUGAAGAUAAGCAUUCGCGCAAUUCUCGAGAGCGUCAACUAUCUAUGCCGCGUCAAGCAGAUUAUUACCCAAUAAACGAAGCUGAUGUUAUGGUGGAUGCGGAGGCAUUCAGUAAACAAAUCGAACAAUUUCAAAAGUAUUUAACACCCAGUGAAGUGCGUUUGUUUUUUAUGGUUCAAAAAAAAUUUGAUGAUUAUCUCAGUCAAGAGUUAGAAAAAUGUAAAAUGCGUUACGAUCAAGAGUUAAAAAUCAUUAUGGAUCAAUGGGAGCACGAAAAGCGGGCGAAAGAACAAGAAAUUCAGAAACUGCUACAACAGCGAGAAGAAAAGGAAAGUAAACAUGCACAUGAAAUGGAGGAUUUGAGGAAGUAUUUCGAAACGAAAUGUGUCGAUUUGGAAAAGCAAUUCUCUGAUGAUGUAUUUUCUCAAAAGUCACAGCAUCAGGAGGCGGAUACCUUCUCUUCAGCCUCCGAAUGUUUAGAUGAGGAACUAAUAUCUGACGAUUUUGGGGGAAAUAAAAGAUCAUUAAACAAUCUUAGCUCACCUAAAAAACGUUCAAAAGCGGAGUUGCUGCUAAGUCCGUCACAUCGUCAAAUAACUCCCAGCAAUGAUGCUUUUGGUGAAGACCUUAUCAAAAAUCAAGGAAGCCAAUUAGCUUUAGAAAUUACUGAUCUGAAGGUUUUUUAUCAAAGCGAAAUAGGCGAAAUUAGACGCGCACACGAGGAAAAUUUAAAGAAAUUAAUCGAUAAACUGAAAUACUAUGAAAGCCGUUAUCCAGAAGAUGAUUUUAUGCGAUCCAUAAAACUUAACAGUAGUGUACACAAUAGCAUUACUGAUAUGGAUGAUGUGCCAGACAUAGCUGCUCGGAGUGAACCGUUGGCUACAACAUCGAAGGAAUUCCCGGAUCAUCGUAAUAACAAUAAAGACAUCAAUAGAUCAUCGCUGAUCAUUAUUGAUCAGGAUGAGUUGUUAAACAGUGUUUAUGUUAACAAUGAAGCGCAGGUUAUACAAAAAAUCAUAGAUGAAUAUGAAAGUCGAUUACAAGAACAAUUGGCUUUAGCCAAAGCGGACAUUGUAUAUGAACUGGAGCAGCAAAUACAGACUUUAUUGUCAGAAACCACGGCAGACGAUCAGCAUUGGCCCAAAGAAUUGAUAUUAUUACGGGAAAAGCUCACCGCCAAAAGCCAGCUGGAGAUUGCUCAACUACAAAUUAAACAUGCUGAAGAGAUGUCGCGAUUAAAGCUGGAUUAUGAGAAACAAUUGAAUCGUAAGAAUAAACGCCAUUUGACGUUUGAUUCGAAACGAGAUUUUGAUAAAUUACUCAAUGAACAAGAAAGUUUACGCGAGCUAACCAAAUCUUUGAUUCAAGUCCUAGCCGAAUUAGCCAAAUGUGUGGCCAAUUAUGAGAAUGAUUUAAAUGAAACUCUUAUAGAAGAAGUGCAACGCUUAUUAUCUUAUAAUCGCUCUGUGGAGGAUAAUGAUGAUAUCAACUUUAAUUCUUCUCGCUUAUUUAAUACAUCUCUUAACAACUCUUUAUCUUCUCGCUUAAUGCCGGAUGUGCAGAAUCUUUUAGAAGUAAUAGAAGAUCCCAGUUUAUUGCAAUAUGUUGCAAAUAAAAGUAAUGAACUUAAUGAUGAUUUCGAUUUAAAGGAUUGCUUGGAUAAACUACGUUCAGAGGCUUUAUAUCUUUUGCAUUUAUCCGAAGAUCUAGUUAAACGUAAAAGGGAACAGCAAAACAUUGAAAGACCGGAGAGCAUUAAUGGUAGUGAAGCUGAAAAGCAAGGCAGUUAUUGCGAAACUGAGCUAGAUAAACAUAAAUUUUUGCGCGUUAACUCGUUGAAUGAACAACACUUAUCUACUUAUCAAUUCAAUAACUUUAUCAAUGCUCCACAAGUAUCUUCACUGCCACCUGAUCUUAAUCGUUUGCAAUUUGAGAGCAAUUCCUCGAAUGAUGCUAAUGCCUCUGAAUUGAACUUUCAAUUGAUCGAACUUAAAAACCGCCUUAUUAAAUCGGAAAGUGAUCGUUUGAAAUUGCAACAAGAACUGGAUCUAACUAUAAAUCGUAAUACGGAAUUAGGAGAAGAGUUGCAACACCUUAGAGACCAGUUGUCACAAUUGAGUUCGUUGAAUCAUAUCGACUAUAAUGAAGGUUAUGGUAUGGCGUCAAUAAAAGUAACAUCUCCACGCCUUUACCCUUCGGAGCACAAUUCUAGUAAUUUCGCUCAAUUGCAAGAGAAGGCUCGAAAUAUAUUGACCACACCAACACAGAACCAACCGGAUCAUGAUUCUACGGUUCAACUUUUGCAAAUGAUUGAGGACUUCUGUCGUGAGGGUGACAAAGUAGUAGAGUUCAAUAAAAGGGAACGGGAGGAUCUACAAUCACAAAUUGAUACGGCCGAUAAACAGUUAAAAGCUACACGACAAUUCUUGGAAGAGCAGGCAGCCGAACGUGAGCAGGAACGUGACGAAUUUCUGUGCGAAAUUGCAAACAUUAAAGGACAGUUACGCGAUAAAGAAAAAGAGUGCAGUAAUUAUGUUAAUGCCUCUGAGGAGGUUGAACAAUUGGAGGUCCAAAUGCGUGGCUUAACAAAAAAACUGCAAGACUCGAUCAAUAAAAGUGACAAGUUUGAAGUGGAAUUGAAAGCUUCGAUUGAUAAAAUAUUUGUAUUGAGAGAAAUUAUAUCUGAUCUAGAAACUCAGAUUGAAGCAAAGGCUCUUAAUGAACAUGUAAUGAGUGAAAAAGUUAAGGAAUUGGAAAAUUAUAUUAACUUGCAAAACCGUUCUAAUGACACUUUGCAAAGUGAAGUCCAAAGUCUGAGAACUGAGAUUGAAUGUGGCUAUCAAAUGCGCGUUAAACAAUUGGAAGAUAAAUUACAAAAUAUACGUCCAACUGCGGAACAAAGUCUUGUUUUAGAUCAGGUAGUGGAGCAAUUGCGCGAUAUAGAGAACUGUUUGGAUCAGAAAACUAAGAACUUAGAAUCUUUACAUCAUUCGAAUGCUUCAAAUUCGGGCAGUUUAAGUGCUACUGAAGAUGUGUCGGUGCACGGCUCUGCGCCGUCAUCGUUGCCGGCAACAGUUGAUGCUGGUCUACAAGAAUCCCCAGUUCAUCCUUCACCACGCCAACACUCGCUCGCCAUGGAAGGUGUACAACGCAUUGCCGAUAAGUUGUCAAAGCAUUCGCGCGUAGAAGAGGCAUCCGUUAAACGUCUAAGAGAUUUAGAAAUGCAAAUGACUCACAUAAGAGCAGUAUGUGUGGAGCUUCAGCACGAACGAGAGUCAUUGCAAGAGCGUAUGUCUGAACAGACGCAGCGCAUAUCGGCUUUGCAAAAUCGUCUUGAAGAGCAACGCCAAAGAGCUGAAGACUUACAACGUGCUAACACUUCCGAUUUAAGUAUUCGCAUACACGAUCUUCAAACUGAAGUUCAAAAUCUUAGAGAGACACUUGAUGUGAGGGACAAACAAAUUGCGGCCUUAAAACAGCAAUUAGAAAAAAGCAAAUUGGCUAUAGAUCGUUUAGAGGCUGAACUGGCGAUAGAGCAUCAACCAGAUCGCAGCGCCAUUGAGCGCUUGGAGAAUGAAGUGAAACAAAAGCAGAUAGAAAAUCAAAAACUUAAGGAGAAAAUCAAAAAUGAAAUGAUUAAUAAAUUGGCCUUACCUGAUUUAAUGGAGACCAUGUUGGCCGACAAGAACGACGAGAUCGAUCAUUUGCGAGAACAGCUGGAAACCAAAGAAAAUGAAUUGCAAUCUGUCUUGGAAACGAAUCAGACAUCUUCGGUGGGUGCAGCAAAAGCGUGCGGUGUCAAAGUUGAAGAAUCUAAAGCGAAAUUAAGUGCCCGCACUCUAAGUGAUAUAAUGUCGAUUAGUGAGUUUGAUGAACCAGAUGUUGUUAGAAGGGCAGCGGCCCAGAAUAUGGGUUCUCCCCUUAUGGUACCCGAAGGUUGUGGUGGCGUUCUACAGCAAACAAUUGAUUCUUCUAAAGCAGUAAUAGACAACUUGACACAAAGACGUUGCGAAGAUCUUUCCGGCUUCAAUAUUUUACAACAAGCCAAUACUUUUGAUAAUCCUCACUAUUUUCAGGGUCCCAAUAUCGUAUUGGGUUCUGCCAAAUCGGAUAGUAGUAUUACACCCUUACUGAUACCAAGACAAAUUAACUUUUCAGCCGUCACUGAGGAUUUGAAGUUAAGAACUCCUUUACAAACUCCACAAUCUACCAACAAAGAUCAAGAUCAACUCGUAGAAAAUUUGAAAAAGGAGGCGAAUAUUUUGAAGGAAAAUCUGAAUUUAUUAAAAGCAGAAAAGGAUGUUCUUAGUCAGCAGAAAGAAAAAAAUGAAGAUAAUUUAAUAUCUACUCAAUUACGUUUAAAUGCGUUGCAAGAUGAUUUUACUAACUGCCAAAAAGACUUACUUGAAUUACGCGGGCAAGUCGUAGAAAAAUCUUUUGAAAUUGAACAACUUUUAAGAGAACAAGAUAAACUUAAGAAAGAGAAAACCGAAUUGCUGAGCAAAAAUGAAAAAAAUUUGCGCAAUUAUGAAGAAAGUGAGGAAAAUCACUUGAAGCGUAUAAAAGAGAUGGAACGCCAAAUACUUGAAAAUACUGAACGUGAAGUUAAGGAAAGAGAGAAUUUACGUAAAGAAUUGCAAUGCUUGGAAGAAGCUCAUGAGCAAUGCAAAUAUACAAUCCAUGAUAAUGAGAAUCGUAGGCAUGAAAUGGAAGGACUUAAUCGAGCUAUAAAAUGCAAAGACGACCGUUUACUUGCAUUGAGCACUAAACUUACCACAACUGAAAAGAGCUUAAAUGAAAAGGAAAAACAAAUAACCACUUUAGAACGCGAAAUGGAAAAACUAAAACAGCAAAACAGUUAUAAUAGCUCUAAACAGUUUUCGGUGGAGGAAAUAGCUCAGCAAGUGGAAAAAGAACUGAAUUAUUCCGCACAGCUUGACUCAAAUAUAUUGAAGGCCAUCGAAAGUGAAGAGGAAAAUAAUCUUAAUCGAAGUCACGCGCAUAAGCCUGUUUUAGUUGACGGUCCCGGUACCACAGAUGACGAGAAUUUUGCAGGCGAAAGAGAAUUGCUUAAUCAAUUGUCAAUGUUAAAGGCCCAAAUUGUUGUACAACAAGAGCUGGGUGAGAAAAUACAUAAAGAAUUAUUACAAGAAAAACAACAUUCACAAGAAAUUCAAGAACAAGACGUGAUGAUUAUUGAAUCGUUGCGAAAACGUUUAGAAGAAGUGCUUGAACAAGACGAGGAACUUCAUAAACAGUUGGAAAUAGAAAAACAACGUUGUGAAUCCUUUCAGACGCAAUUAUGCGCCUUGAAGCGCACGGAGAGCAGACGUAAUUCGGCACUCUUGAAAUCACCCAACGAAUCUCCUCGUAAAUCUUCACGAUCCUUACCUGAUUUUGAAUCUGACUUCACUGAACGUUUGCGUAGUGAAAUUAAGUUGCUAACAGCGCAAAAUGAACGUGAACGUGAACGCACAGCUGAUUUGCAAAAAAGUAGUGAACGCGAGCGUUUGCGUUUUGAAAAAGAACUGGAAGAGCGCACCGAUUAUUGUGAGAAAUUGAAAUAUGAAAUGGAGAAGAUAGCGCGAGAUAAAGAAAAUUCUGAAUUGGAAAUUGAACAUUUUCAGGAAAGACUUACAUUGCAAACACAAGAAAUUGAAAGCUUAGAAGGGCGAAUAGCUAGUUUGCAAGAAGCUGAAACAAGACGUCGAGCACGCAAAGACCGCCAACUUAAAGAAAGUGCACAACUUAUGGUUGAUUUACAGGAGCGGAAAACGCAAUUGCAAAAAAUCGAAAGCGAGAGAGAAAAACUGAAAAAUAUUAUCGCGCAAUUGCGUUAUGAUAUCGAGUGUUCAGCUCAACGGGAAACUAGGUUAAGCGAGGCGCUAGCCAACGCCAAUGCCAAUUUGGCGAAUCGUGAUGGCUCGCAAGCCGUGCCUGAGCAGUUUUUACAAAAAAUGAAAGAAAUUAAUGCUUUAUUAGCUGAAAAUACUAGAGAGAACAAGCAAAUGUCUGAAACUGUUCAUUACUUAGUGGAAGAACGCAGACAAUUGCAACGUAAAUGUGAUGAACUGGAGUCGCAAGUGAACGGUAGUGCUAAUGUAAGUGAAUUGGAGGAUCGCUGUAAUCAUUUGUUUGGGCGUUAUCUUAGAGUUGAAUCACAUCGUAAAGCUUUGGUGUAUCAAAAGCGUUACUUGAAAAUUUCCCUGCAAAGCUAUGUCGAUAGUGAACAGCGCGCUUUGGCAGCGUGUGAUGGACAACAUUUAUUAACUGAAAAUCAAAAAAAUAAAAAAAAAUUAUUUAAGGUAGUGGCUUUGGCUAUUAUAUCAAUCCAACGCAUGAGGUAUAUUGGACGUUUAUGGCAAAACGGCAAACGUAUAGUAUCUAAAUCGGUUUUUACCAUUACCCAUCAAAGCUGUUCAAAUGCUAGUAAUCCACUGGUGACUGUAAAUUUGCAUGUAUAACUGAAAUACUCAAAUAACAAUGCUAAGAAGGAUUAAUGUUACUGUAUAAGGAAAGUAAAGCUUAGAAAAAAUCAAAAAAAUCACUAGCAAAUUACAGAUAAAUUAGAAAAACAUUUUAGAGCAUACACAAUUUCUAUAUUCACUACCAUCAGGAUAUUAUAUUACAUUAAAUUUAUUCCUGUUUCUAUAACUCCUUAACAAACUAAUCUCUCUAGAAAUUUUUAUUAUCAAUCCGUCCAAUCUGCUCUGUGUGUUGUAUUGUGAUAUUAAAAUUAAAAAAAAAAAAAAACUAAACGGACUAAAUGGUGUCCUAAUUAUAAAAUUCUAAAGAUAAAUCUCGGCUCAUUUAGUAAAAUAUCAAGAACAUGAAGAAAUUGAAUCUUUCACGUAGAUGAGACAUUACUUUUUACUGUUGUGAUCUUUAUUUCACUUCUAUAUUUAUUGUAUUAAGAAAGCAUUACACCUUUUUAGUACUUUGUAUAUUUAUAUACUCACAUCUAUUUGGAUUGCACUAGAUGAAAAUUGAGAUGUAGAAUUUGUAUUUUUAGUAAGUUUAAGAAAGAAAAAAAUCAUUAGAGGGUAAUGUGGAUAAAUAUAACAAUAUUUAUUACAAGCUGCAUAUAAAUUUUCCCUUAUACUUUUUGUAUUCACUAUGAAGAAUAAAGAUGUAGAUAUCACAUAGAUUAUAUACGGAUUAUAGACAUAUGUAUAUGUACAUUUACUUUGUUUCAUUAGCAUUUGUGGGCGAAAGAAAACAAAAGUAUUAAAAAACCUAAUGCGUUUCGUUGUGUUACAAAUAACUAAAAAUAGUAGAUAGUAGUAAUCGAAAUGUGCUACGAUUUCUUAUUAAGAUUAUUUAAAAGCUGUAUGCCAAAUAGAUUCAAUCGUUUGAGUAGCUUGCUUGCUCUUAAUAAAACGAAAGUUUCGCGGUUUUUAUGUGUUACCUUGAAGUGGUGGAUAUGUAAGAUUCGUUCUUGGGUGAAUAUAAUUUUCUAAUAUGUUUCUGAAUCAACAAUAAAGAAAAAGUACAAAAUUAUCUCUUGAUUGAAAAUGAU